CAAAUGUUGACUGGUUGAUUAAAAAAAGAUAGAGUAGUGGAAUAUAACUUGUAUAAAGAUAGGGCUUUAAGACUGUAGAAAUCUGUAUGCAUAUAUAUCAAUCAUUCAUCUUCAUAAGAAGUGUAAAGAAAUUUAAUGACAUUCAUUUAAAUAAAACAGUUUGGAAGUGUAUUGUUUGUUCUUCAUUAGAAAAAACAAAGAUAUAUGAUUCAAGAAUAAAGUUUUCAUCAGUAGAUGAAAAAAAUUGAUUAAUUAAUAAACAGAAUAUGUUUCUACCACGUUCAGAAGGUCUUACACUAAAUGAAUUUCUAUCUUUACAUCCUUCUAAUAUUAGUACCAUACCAUUACAAUCAACAAUUUAUAAUCAUAAUAAUAAUAACACUUCAAUUGAACAAAAGUUUAAUAAUCAACAUUCAAGGAAUUUUUCUCCAUUCAUGAACCAUUCAACAAUAAAACAACCAAUGAAUAAAGAAGAAAUUAUCAAUCCAUCAAUUCUAGCACGAACGAAAUCAAAUUUAUCAAAUAGACAACAAUUAAAACGAUCCAAUACAAUUAGUGUAACUAAAAAUAUAAAUGAGAAAUUGAAUAGUAAUAUAUCAAUUAAUGAAUUAAUACAAUCAACUAGACAACAAAAGAAACAUUUACCUGUACAAUAUAAUCCAUUAAUAAAUACAUUAAAUGAUACUGUUAUGGAUAGUAAUGAUUUAAUUCAAAAAUUACAUCAUCAACGAUCAUUUCAACGAGCUCAAAGUGAACAUCCUAUCCGCGAUAAUAGUGAUAAUAAUAAUAAUAAUAAUAAUAAUAAUAAUGUUCCAAACAGUCAUAGUGUAAGUUUACCACCUCAUCCAUGGCAUAAUGAUAAUAAUACUUCGUCUACAUUUCGUUCGAUAUUUUCACAACGUGGAUAUAAUUUUGAGCGAUCAUUUUGGCAACAAAAUUUUACAUCUGAUCAAAAUGAAUUAAAAUCAUCAUUAGCAGUAACGUCACCAACGUUAACAACGAUAUCUUCAACAGAAACACCAACACAUUUUAAUAAGCCAUCUUCUGACCAAUACAUUUCUAAAGUGAUAUGGAGUGAGAAAUUUGUGGAGGAAUUUUUGAAGAAAUCUCUAUUAACGACUUCAGCAAAUAAUAUGGUGCAUGAUCAAAAUGAACCAGUCUGUUUAUCCAGCAGUUUUUCAGGUACAACUCUGGUUCAAUGGUUUUGCCGACAUAUCAUUAAAUCCGGAUGUCCUUGGAGUCAUGGCUUAAUUUCAGUUGUAUGCCAACUUUGCAACUGUCUUUUACAAUUGGGUGUUCUUAGACGUGAUCUGAAGUCAAAAAUGGUCAACUCUACAUUGACAGAUAAUAAAUCAUUUCGCAUACAUAACAUUAAUUCAUAUGGAAAUUCCUCGAACACUACUGCAGAGAUAUUUGAGCUUAAUAUGGAUUAUGUAUGGAUUGGUAAUAAUGUACAAGAAAAUACAACUGUUAUCAAUAGUUCAAUGAAUGCAAAUGAUAAUCAGCAACAAUUAUUACAAGAACAACAGCAACAGAUUGAUGAAUAUAAACAAUUUCAAAUGAAUAUUUAUAAUCAUAUAACAAAUCUUCAUAAAGAAUUUCAAUAUGAAUUAGAUCGAGUAACAAGAGAACAUGAAUUACAAUUAUUCAAGGUAAAAAAUCAAGGUGUUAUGAAAGUAUGCCAAUUAACUGAUAGAAUUGAAGCAUUAGAAAAUCAAGUUGAAAAAUAUCGUAUACUUGCCGGUAUAGAACAAUUAAAUAAAUCAACUACAAUAAAUAGAAAUCAUUCAUUACAUAAUUGUUAUUCUUCAAUACUUACUAAUAAAAAUCGAUUAUCUAAAGUGACAUUUAAUUUAUCUAAUGAAAAUGUAUUAAAUCAAUUAUCUAGAAGAACAAGAGCAUUUAGUGAAACAAUUGAUAUGAAUCAUUUCAAUGAUAAUAAUACAUAUAAUAAACCGGAUUAUAUCAAAUCAAGUAUUAGACAUAUUUUAAAUGAUAUAGAACAGUUAUUAUCACCAGCAUCUCAACAACAACAACAACAUCAUCGUCAAUUGGAUCAACAACAAGAACAUCAACAACAACGACCCCAACAUUCCAGAUCAAAUUCAAUGAAUCUGUACAAAUCUCAUGAAUUAUCUCUUUUAAAAAAUUCUAAACAAAAAUGUGAAUCUUUUAAUAUUCAAGAAAAAGAAAAUUCUUUUAAUAAUAAAAAUUGUACAGAUUUAAAUUCAUAUGAUAAUGAUACUAUUGACAAUCGUACUGAUAGGUUUAUAGAAGAUAAUGCAAAUAAGAUAAAUAAUUUAUUGAAAUUCAACGAUCAUAAUAUCCAUCAACAUGAGAAUUCAAUGAAUACAACAUCAACAAACAAUAAAAAUGACAGUGAAAUUCAUCGAAAAAUAAAUUUAAGAAAUUCCACAUCCAGAUUCUUAUCCGUACCACCAUAUUCGAAAUUUAAUCUAGAUCAAACUACUUCUAUGUUACAUAAUCAACCGGUUCUUGGAAUUUUAGCCAAAUAUGGUGCAAACAAUAAACACAAUACUUUUAAAACAUCUAUGAAGGAAGACCACUGUUGA
Messenger RNA from Schistosoma margrebowiei, 2573 nucleotides. The record is from the annotation of a GenBank genome assembly. Lineage: Eukaryota; Metazoa; Platyhelminthes; Trematoda; Strigeidida; Schistosomatidae.